This is a messenger RNA of Uranotaenia lowii, 6591 nucleotides long. RefSeq names its product voltage-dependent calcium channel subunit alpha-2/delta-4 (gene stol). Gene Ontology annotation, cellular component: voltage-gated calcium channel complex. Bases 2011 to 5841 code for a protein of 1276 amino acids. The transcript is spliced from 20 exons. The record is from RefSeq and is a predicted model, not a curated record. Gene Ontology annotation, molecular function: voltage-gated calcium channel activity. Lineage: Eukaryota; Metazoa; Arthropoda; Insecta; Diptera; Culicidae.
GACAUUCAGACCGAUUUGCGCUACGCUGUGGAUGGUGUGUGGAUUUUUUCCCGUUUUUCCUAUAUGGGGAGCCUAGAUUUGUGCGCUGGUUGAAAGUUAGUUGAAAAAUUUUCUGGCUACCUUUUGGGCAAGAAAUCGGAUCUUAAGGUGCCCAAAAAGGGAGUGUUGGUUUUUGGUAGUCUCUAAUUGGAUUAGUGCCCAUUUAGGUAACCUAGCCUUUGUGCGAAAUUGGAUGAUUUAUUCGGAUUGUUUCUCGGAUGGAUUACGGGAAGCGCGAGUCAAGGAAAAUUUUUCACCGUUCUGCGGAUAAAUUGGCAAGGCGCGCGUGUUUGGUGAGCCAGAGUGCUUGUGCGGUGUGACGGGUGUGAUGGCGGGUUGAAUCCUGUCCCGUUUUCUGGAUCAUUUUUUGUGCUCCCGUACUCGAGCGAAAAUCAAUCGGUGUGAACGAAUAAACGUAAGGAUACCACCAUUCCAGAGUUCGGUGGAGAUGCAGUUUUGGCCUUGAAGUGUGACCUGAUCCAGGAGAGUGUUCCCGUGUGUUUGGCACGAGGAUUUGCAAAGUGUGUGCAAGUGCGUGAAGCGGAAAUUUAUUACCUGAAGACACGCUUUUGCUAUACUUUUUACUCUUCUACGAGAUUGGGAAUACAUACUAUUUCCUGUGUAUGUGGCGAACGCCUGGAGUGGAUAAAUUGCAAUUGAUUGGACGCAGAAGAAAAAUGUAAAAUCUACCGAUAAGUCUUUCAGUUGAGUGAUAACUGAGAAGCCAUUCGGUUCAAAUUCCGUCCCAAGAAAGCAACUUAAGUGGUCCAGAAUUUUUCAUUCACCAGGAAAUAGCAGGAAUAUAGCAUUGCAGUUACGUGUCUGAAUGCGCUAUCAGAGGGAGUAACAUUUCGGAGAGUUGCCAUUUAUUCAGCGCCACGUUAGAAAGCAAUAAAAAUGUUCCAGGCAAAACACAGGCGUAAGAAAUUGACUGCAAAAGUGGGACUCCAGUGAAAGUGUACUCGACUGCAGACAGAACUCGGAUAUUCCUCGGCAUAAUUUGAGUCUUACUCAUCAACGAGACACCACGAAAGGCAACAAAAAAAAAAGUACAACCAUUUGGUCAUUAAAUUUUCUUCCCCAACAAGAAAAGGGUAGUAAAAAUCCUUCCCUCUUCUGCCCCCCCAUUCCCGAUCAUAUCGUGCAUCUCGCCUAGACUCGAAAAAUCAUCCCCCCUAGAUGAGUGUGGUUGUGCUCAAAUUCGGUGUAAAAUUUUCGGAUACGACACGCGCGUUUCGUCACAAGAAGCAGUUUUUGGGCGGCAGUGUUUGUGUGCAUUCUCGCGCCCCUAUCGAUUGCAUCUGUAUUGGUGCAGUCUCUUGGCAAAACGAUUCACUCAUUCAUCCCCCCACGCCCCCGUCUGUUAGUGCGGCUCCAGAGAGUUUGUGUGGAAAAAUGCUUUCCGGUGAGCAGUGAGAAGACCAUUCACCAUUCAUUUACACAAGUGAACGAGUUUCGGUGAAAAAAGAUGUCAGUGCAAUCCGUUUUCACCCUUUCGUCUCCCGAUUUUGGCGUAAUUUAUAUUUAAAUCGAAUAUUUUAUUGGAAAGAUAUACACCCCCGGUGGUGUCCUUUUUGCGAGAAACUCAACGAAGAAAAAAAACAAAAGAAUAAACGUCGCAAAUCGCUUCUGACCUACACAAUGUCGUAAAAAGGAUCUUAAAACAAAAAAAAAAACGAGUGCAACUUUAUUUCUAUGCAAAAGCACGCUGGGAAAAUUGUAAUAUCAAGAGUGAGUCCGCCAGCGGAGUGAAAAAAAAACCUGAUUGCUGGAAUAUAAUAUGUGUACCCAUCGGCCCUCGUAAAAAGCCAAAGAAAGAAUCCCCAAAAGAUAAAUAAAUCAUAAAAAACAAGCAGCUAAGUACUCCUGCUGCAACCCUCCGCUUUCCAAAAAAGCUUGGAGUGUUGUGGGUAUUGGGUGUUCUGGUGUACUUCUAGUUUAGGGAGUUUUUUCUUCAACGGGGUGGUGAUAAUGAUGAUUCCGGCGAUGGAUUUCUCGUCUUCACCGUCGUCGACGACGACGGUCUUCAGAAGCAACCGGCGGCGACGUACUAGGCGUCGGCUGCUGACCGGGAUGAUGGUGUUUGUGUUUUUAGUCGCGAUCGAACUGGCCGCCGGCGAUCAGGACGAGGACAUUCCCCAUAACGAGGUCCGAAAUUGGGCUAUCCGUUUCGGGGUGGAUCUGUGGGAGUUCGGUCGACAAUUCACCAAAGUCAACGACAUUCGGAAUAAAUACAAAGACUACGAUGUGGACGUUAAUCGCAAGGACGGCAUCCUGCUUCUGCGAGAGCUGGCGGCGGAGGUGAAGAAUUUUAUGGAUUUUAAAAUGAACGCCGUUAUGCGAAUAAUGGAUUCCGCAGAGCAGGCAGCAUUAUCGGAAUCGGAUCCGGAGGCCGGUGCCUCGAAGGGCUACGAAGGCGGAUACUACGAUGCUCGCAAAAUCAACGAAUAUAAAUCCAACGGGCAGCUAGCGGAUGGAUCUCGGCAGAUGUUGCUGAGGCAUAUGCGCCGAUUCGAAAGCUAUCCCGUCAAUAUCAGCCUCAGUUCGGUGCUUACACCGAAUGGUGUUAGUUUAGAUGAUCCGGAAACACAGGCAGCCCUCAAAUGGUCAUCACAUUUGGACCCACUUUUUGCGAACAACAUUGAACGCGAUUCCGCUUUAUCGUGGCAGUACUUUGGAUCCAGUACCGGGUUCCUCAGGCGCUUCCCCGGAACGGCUUGGCCUCCGGAAACGUCCUUCGGUAGUCGAGAAAUAAGCGAUUUCAGAACAGAGGAUUGGUUCAUCCAGGCCGCUUCCUCACCGAAGGAUGUGAUUAUACUGCUGGACUCAUCUGGAUCCAUGAGCGGGAAGGAGUAUCAACUGGCUAUCGCCACGGCCUCAGCAAUUAUGGAUACCCUAGGAGAUGAUGAUUUCUUCAAUUUGAUAUCGUUUUCGGAUCAGGCCCGAGUAAUUGUGCCCUGCUUUCAGGAUAAAAUGGUUCGAGCCACUCCGGACAACGUGAAAGAAGUUAAGACAGCUAUCCAAUCGGUUGAGUGCGAAAAUACGGCAAACUUCUCGGCUGCUCUUGAGACGGCCUUUGAGUUGCUGCGAAGAUACAACCAAAGCUCGCAGGGAAGCCAAUGCAACCAGGCCAUAAUGCUGAUAACGGACGGGCCGAGUGAUACCUUCUCGGACAUCAUCAAACACUACAACCAUCCGCAUAUGCCGGUGCGAAUUUUCACCUAUCUUAUUGGAACCGACAAAAGCAGUGGAAAGAACCUGUACCAGAUGGCCUGUGAUAAUAAAGGCUUCUACGUGCAAAUCAACAGUGUCGAGGAAGCUCGCCGUAAGGUCGUCGAAUACGCUUUGGUGAUGGCACGACCAAUGGUUUUGUAUCAGGCUGAGCAUCCUGUUCAUUGGAGUCCAGUAUUCACCGGAGGUCGAACCAGCAUUCUUGGAAGGGAAAGUGAAAACAAACGCAAGUUAGUGACAACGGUAUCGACACCUGUGUUUGAUCGGCGAAAUCACUCGACCAGGGCUGCCAAUUUGCUGGGCGUAGUGGGGACGGAUGUUCCGAUCGAAGAGAUCCAGAAGAUGAUUCCGCAGCAUAAGCUGGGCGUCAAUGGGUAUUCGUUUAUUGUCGAUAACAAUGGGAGGGUUCUGUACCAUCCAGAUCUACGGCCUAUGAGUGAUAAUGGACAGUACAGUUCCUCAUUGAAGCACAAGUACAACUCGGUAGAUUUGACCGAAGUGGAGCUACCCGAGGUCGAUAACCCGAACAGUGUGCUCGGGGAACGGCACGAGCAUCGGUUUACGAAUGUGCUUCAAGAGCUACGGAACGAGAUGGUUAUGCAAAAAGAGGGUGAAAAUGAGUUGACGGUCUUGGUCCACAUGGAAGACAUGAAGAGGGUCACAUUGCGAUCUCAGAAGUAUUUCUAUGGACCAAUAGAAGGUACACCCUUCUCACUUGGCAUUGCUUUGCCUGAUAACUACGGCAUCCAUGAGCUUAAUGCUCAACAAGAGAUUCGGCAUUCCCAUACCAAUGUGACCGAGCACUUCCAGGGCAACAACUGGAAGGUCCAUCCGGACUGGGUGUACUGCGAGUACAACAGUCUCAAGGAUGUGGAAGCCAACGGCGAGAGUACGAUGGAAACCACCUACCGGGACAAGGACGAAAGCUUCGACACUCCGGAGGAGCAAGUCCUACACUUCUUGGCCCGCGUCGGCCGGCCCGGCUGGAAGUGGAUGUCGGUUCGCCCGCGAUCGCCGCAACCACAUCAUGGCCACGGUGGUAUUCCGGUGGGACAUUAUGCCCAGCACCAUCUCAACUCGCAGGGUUCCCGCAAAGCUGAACCAUACUAUUGCGAUCGUACUCUCGUCCAGAGCUUGGUCCGGGAUGCCAUCGUUACGGAUGGGUUGGAACGUGCCCCGACCCAUCCAGCGCGGAAGGAAGACAGAAGCCCAAUCGCCACACUGAUGGCUUUACUGCACAGACAAGGAUUUUCGAUGUUCGAAGUCAAAACCACAUUUGUGGCCACCCGAUCCGGUUUGCUUCGGUGGUUCGAUCAUUUACCCCACUCCGACUCCGUGCCGGAUCCGCACUUCAGUGAAUCCAAUGCCCGAGCAAUGGACAUGAGUUGGUACAAACGGGCUGUUGAUCAUCAUUCCAUAGAACCGGAUGGUUUCGUCUUCAGCGUUCCGUUCGACUCUGGAUAUUCUGGUAGGAAUAGCUCAACUUUGGUGACAGCUACUCAUGCUUUGUUCAUAGAUCAUCGUGGUCACAAAGCUCCAGCUGCAGUUGUCGGUCUUCAGUUCCAACAUGAGUCACUAGCGAAGCAUUUCAUCAAUAUCACUUCAGCUUGUACCGGAUCCACAUCUUGCAAGAAAACUUGUGCCUCGGACGAGCUGGAUUGCUACCUUUUGGACGACAACGGCUUCGUAAUACUUUCGGAACGUAACGAGCAUACGGGUAAAUUCUUCGGUCAAAUCGAUGGCACCAUCAUGGACUCACUGGUUCAAGAUAGAAUCUACCGGCGGAUAGCACUGAUGGACUACCAGGGUACCUGUUCCGAUAAAGAUAACCCUUACACGGCUGCCGGAGAACCGCUGAAACCAAUACGACCCAUGUCCUGGCUGUUGAAGUACAUUGCAACUUUUGCAACCUAUUGGUUAUCGAUACUUCCAACUCCAGUGGCAAGUUGGCAGCAGAGCAACAGCUAUUAUGAUACCGAAAAUGACUUCGAAGAUGAUACCUAUGACUAUGAAAACAACUAUGAAAUGCCUCCGGAGCACAACUCCAACGAUGUCACGACACAAGACUACGAAACACAUUCGACGCCACCACCCCAUCGGUCACAGCCCGCGGGCGGUCCUCGUGUGGUUCCGGACCCGGCUCAUGCUAGGUCCUGCGAUUUGAAAACAGAUCUCUACAUCCUGCAGCCAGAACGACUGAACUCUAGUGGGCAGAAUAAUCCCCUGAAGGGUAAACUGACCAAUUGUCACUCGUCUGGGUGCGAGCGACCCUUCAGUGUGCAGAAGAUACCGCACAGCAAUCUCAUUCUGCUGGUGGUAGAUGUGCUGUGCCCGUGCGGUUCUAAACAGCUAGAUAUCGAGCCGCAGGAGGUGCACGGUGGUGCAGGAGCCUGCGGAGUGCGGCGGAUGGCCAAGGAAAAGAUGCUCCGGAAGCGGCCGAGUCGCUGCAUCAGCUACCACCCGGAGGAGAUCGAAAUCAAGCAGUGCGGCAAAGCGAACGGUCUGGUGCAGGCCUCGAUCUACGCCACGAUAGCGUCCCUGGCGCUUAUCUGGGUGCUGACCAGUGCGUGAUAAAGUGAUCUAGAUCUCCGCCUCUCAUCAGUCUCUGUGUAAUUACAACAACUACUAGUCACUGUACUUCUUUCCUCAGUGUGGACGCGACGAAAUUCCUGCGGUGCUGCGGCAGUGUUGCGAGUUUGACGGUUUGACAUGAGAAAGAAGUACAAUUACGACGAGCGUCUUAUGGAAGGGGUAUUUUUUACAUAGACGCAACAUUUUAGACACCGUAAGUCGUAGCAAAAUAAUCGUAAUUUUAGGUUCUGGAAAAAUAUUCGGUUCUCAAAGUUCCUUCCGAGGGAUGCCAGUUAUGUUUGAGGAAGAAUUCGUGGAGUACUACCAUAUAAUAACAAACCAAAAAAAAGAUGUUAUAGAUGUAUACAUUUGAAGUAAAACAGGACUUAGGAAAUCCGACUAAAACGACAAUGAAACUUUGAAACUAACAAACCGAAUCGAUGCCACCAGUGUUUGCUUUUUCGACCCGUUCGGAUGUUUCCGAACAUCGGAGGAAAAAAAAUAAUCAAAUGAUCUUUAAACUUUUGGUUUAGAACCAAUUUGGCCAAGUCGAUUUAUUGCGGUGCGUAACACCAGCAAAUAUUAAUAAAAUUAGUAAAAAUUAAACUACAGACAAUACGAUGUUGAGGAAGCGGUCUCAUAGCGACUAAAACGGAAUCAAAUUUGGCUUGUAAGAAACCAAACUAAAAAAAAUUGAAGACACUACUAAAUAAAAACCCAACAACACAAUUCACAAGAAAAAAAAUCAAC